UGAAUGAUGAAAUAUAGCCCAGCCAGGUAUUAUGGCACAUUCUUAGUCAACAGUUGCAGAUAAUUUUGUGACAUUGGUCUUACAGAACCUGAGCACCACCAUAGUGAUGGAUGUGGGUCACAGCCUCAACCCAGCCAUCGACAUCGGGCAGGUGGAGGGGGCGUUCAUGCAGGGUCUGGGACUUUUCACGCUGGAGGAGCUUCACUAUUCGCCCCAGGGUGUCCUCCUCACUCGGGGCCCAGGUUCUUAUAAGAUUCCAGCCUUCGGUGACAUUCCCACCAGACUCACGGUGUCGCUGCUCCGCGAUGCGCCAAACGACAAGGCCAUCUUCGCCUCCAAGGCUGUAGGCGAGCCGCCUUUGUUCCUGGCGUCAUCGGUUUUCUACGCCAUCAAAGAUGCCAUCAGUGCCGCCCGGGCAGAGUCGGGCAUCAGCGGACCGUUCAGGCUGGACAGCCCCGCCUCCGCUGAGAGGAUUCGCAACACCUGCAUUGACCAGUUCACCAAACUG
Messenger RNA from Monopterus albus (swamp eel), 508 nucleotides. Its product is annotated as xanthine dehydrogenase/oxidase-like. The transcript is spliced from 3 exons. Lineage: Eukaryota; Metazoa; Chordata; Actinopteri; Synbranchiformes; Synbranchidae. The annotation marks the transcript as partial. The record is from RefSeq and is a predicted model, not a curated record. Gene Ontology annotation, molecular function: oxidoreductase activity; iron ion binding.